Molecule: messenger RNA, 7456 nt
Organism: Danaus plexippus (monarch butterfly)
Lineage: Eukaryota; Metazoa; Arthropoda; Insecta; Lepidoptera; Nymphalidae
Gene: Smr
Exons: 29
Coding region: 440-5866 (1808 amino acids)
Biological process (GO): regulation of transcription by RNA polymerase II
Source: RefSeq, a predicted model, not a curated record
AGGUGGUGUAGGGUUGUGUCGUGAAUGUAGUGUGUUGUGAUGCGAGGCUAGCGCGUCGGCAUGCGCGCGCGCCACUAGCCAUGCGCGCGGUCACAUGGCGCAGUACUCACAGAGGACACAGCCCAUGCACAGCAAUCGCGUUCACGGGAAGACGAGAUGAGAAUUUAUCAGUUAGUCAUGUUAUUUGUCGCCCACCACCGACGACUUAACUGUCUCGCGUACCAUACAACGUACAUCGCACACCGUACACCGUACAGGAUGCGAACACUAAAAGUGUCUCGAUGUCUCCAUGUCUCAGACAGGGACACAGACAUGGGAUUUAGAUCUUCAUAACAGAAUCGAAGGUGUUGGAUAAUAGCCAGCCAUCUUCUCUAUACAGAUUGAAAAUGCGGAUAAAGACAAACAAAUAUCCGAAACUGUCACAAGCUAGCGUCAACUGAUGGUACCACUUAGGCCCGGACAGACAGAGCACGGGCACGGGGCACUGGCGUACGGCGGGAAGCAGGCGGGCGUGGCGCCGGCGCGUCCCGCCGCGCCCUACGCGCCGCCCUACCCGCCCGCUCAGCUCCGGGUGCACCAGCCCGGAUAUGGAUCCGCCGCUUUAUCAUACAGAGACAGUUACAGCCGCGGCGGCGGCGGCGCGGUGGGAGAGUACCGCGCGGGCGCGCGCAUGUCGCUCCUGGGGUCUGCGUACCUGCCGCCGCCCGCGCCCGCCCACCAUCCGGACCCGCCGCCCUUCAAGAAGAUCAGGCUGUCGGCUGAGCGACCCGCCACGCACCAGCCGCUCCGGGUCGACACCAGGGAGCCAGUAAUGAACACGUACAACAACAGCGUGGAGGUUCUGUCUCCCAACCCUCCCUCCGAGCCCACCGUCGAAGACCAGAGCUUCCGCACCACCAAGGAUGAUCUGCUGCAGCAAAUAUCGAAGGUGGACAGGGAAAUGGCGCUAUCGGAGCAGACGCUGUUGAAACUAAAGAAGAAGCAGGAGGAACUGGAACAGAGCGCCAGCAAACCGGCCCGCGCCGAGGAGCCCGAGGAGGCGCCGCCCAGGCACAGGAGCCUGGCACAGUGCAUCUACGCUGAUAAUAGGAAGAGGGCCGCAUCAGCGCACGCUGUGCUCUCUCACCUGGGUCCGUCCGUGAGUUACCCGCUGUAUAACCAGCCUCAGGACACACAGGUCUAUCACGACAAUAUAAGAAGACACCGCUCCUUCAGGAAACGACUCGCAGACCAUCUCAGGAAGAUCAGGCUCGAGACAGAGAAGCGUGAAGAUGCUCUGACAGAAGAAUACAGUCGACGAGCUGCAGACUGGCUGAGGAGAGUGGAGCGGCUGGAGAUGGGACAGAAGAGAAAGGCCAAGGACGCCAGGAACAGAGAAUUCUUUGAAAAGGUGUUUCCGGAGCUCCGUAAACAGCGCGAAGAACGUGAGAGAUUCAACCGGCUCGGGGCCCGAGUGAAGUCUGAAGCAGAGUUGGAGGAGAUCGCUGAUGGGCUCCAUGAACAGGAACACGAAGACAAGAAGAUGCGAUCCUUGACGGUCGUACCACCGCUGUUGAGAACACGCGACCAUCAUCACCACCACCACCACCAUCUCGACACCAACAAGCGCUGUAUGGACAUGGAAGCUGAACAUAAAGGUCUCCAGCUACGGAAUGUAUGGACUCAGGCUGAGAGAGAACUGUUCCGGGAGAAGUACCUGCAGCACCCCAAGAACUUCGGACAGAUAGCAUCCUUUCUGCCAAGGAAGAGCGUUCGUGAUUGUGUCAGGUUCUACUACUUGUCAAAGAAGGCCGAGAACUACAAACAGUUACUCCGCAAGCCUCGUCCUCGUCGUCACGCCCGCCCGAGACCUGCACCAGAGCCCGAGCUGCCGGCUGGUGUCACCACACGCUUGCAACGAAGUCAAGGAUCUCGUGGCGCUGAGAAGGAGUCGUGCCUGGAGGAGAUGGCCGAGCCCGUCAAUUGCAUCCCCGUGCCGCCCGCCGCCCCCGCGACCGCCAGGGCUGAGAUGGCGAGGACACCUCCUCUGCCCCCGUCCCCUCCCCCGGCCUCGUCCGCUCCUCCAGCUCCCGUCACCAACAACACCAGCAGCUCGAACCCCGCGGGCGUCACCUGUUCGAGUUCGGUCAGCUCUAGCUCGAGCUCAUGCAUCACAAGCUCGAGCACUAUCACUGUGACCAGCCCGCAAAGCACCAGCGGUGUGAGUGUGGCCACCGUGAGCGUGUCGAGUACUGUGACCGUUGCGAGCAACGUGUCCGUCAGCGGGACGCCCAGCCCGGCCAGUCAGCCCAGCUCUAGUCAGCCGUCCACGGAGACGCCACCAGCUCAGCCCGCGCAGCCUGAACUACCGACGGCCACUGUCACCACCAGCACCACUACAGUCAUUACUACGACGGCGGUGUCGAGCGGCGCUUCCGUCAGCUGUGCCACCGGUGUGAUGGUGAGCGGAGUGACCCUCACCGUGGUGAGUGGACCGCCAGGAGGGAGCAGCGCCCCCACCAUCACACAGACGACAUCCUCGGCUACAUCCACCGCCACCGACACAGCGGCAUCGGAGGCCAACAGCACGCCUUCUUCUACCAUCGCGAGCACCACUGCCACCCUGACGCCUGUAAGCAGUACAUGCACGGUAUGCUCGGUGGCGGCGGCAACCAGGGCGGUGGCCCCGUCACAGGCAUCUCAAUACGGCUUGGACCCGUCCGUUGUGGGGGCCCGGGUGUGCGAGGGUUGUCACUGCCGAUGUGUGAGAGCCCGCCGGAGUAGGUGCACGGUGCCAUCCUGUGCUGGACCGAGAGUCAAACGGCUACGUCACCUGCCGCCACGCUGGCACGAUCUCCCGCAAGAUCUAAAGAGACCGAUCAUGGAUGAAUUCCAGAUACCGAGCGACCUCAGCAAGUGCUGCCUGACCUGUUUCAAAAGGAUAACACGUCGUUUGGACACGAUUGGAGAAGGUGGAUCUGCCCCGGAACCGACCGAGGAUGAAGCGGCAAGGUUCAGAGCUCUUCUCAGGGAGCACGGCACGGCCUGGGAGAGGAUGGCCACCGCCAGCGGUAGGACGCCGGCCAGCCUGAAGGCCUUCUACUUCACUUACAGGAAGAAACUGCAACUCGAUACUUUGAUAAGUGAGAGGAAUCCGACCAGAGGCAGCGACACGGACGACAGUAUCCUUAGUUCGGGAGACACGGACACCGCGAGUGCGGAGUCUCCGCGACCCCCGCCGCUCCCGGGUCCGCGGACUGAUGCCGUGGCGCCCCGGAGACACAGGAGGGACGAAUAUGAUUCAUCCGCCACCGAGACGGCCGACGAGGAAAACGAUGCACCCAGUACUAAGACUGUGAACGCAGUAUCAGUAACCACGGGGGUGACGACGGUGCCGCCGGGGGUGACGGUGACAGGAGUAUCGGGCACUACGAGCGGGGCGGGGGUCACCGGGGUCAGCGGGGUCUCCGCGGCAGGAGCGGGUAGUAACGGCUCCGGGCCUCUGACGGUUCGCGACGUGGUUCUCAACAUGAUCGAGGUCAGCCUCAUGAAGAACUCCCGCCCGCCUCCGCUGCCGCACACACAUUCUAUGCACCAGGCGCCCAAGGUUAAUGUGUCUUCGGGCCACGAGUCCCUGGCCACUCUGACAGUAGUGAGCGGUGCUGGACACGAGCACUCCCCGCGGUCUCCACAGCGUGCCACUAUCACGCCGCUAGCGGACAAGGACCUCAUGGUUCUUCACAUAGAACCACGCGCGCCUGAGUCGCUGCUCGACCUCAGCGUCAAGAGACCACGCCACGAUCCGCCGAAGCCGCAACAAGCUCACCGGAACACUGAAUACUCGCCGUACCGAGCCCAGGAGCGUGAAUCUCCGACGCAGUACAAUUCCAAACCGAAGCCGGUCGCAUCCCCCAGACAGACUCUCAAGUUGCCAACCAAUCCGAAAGGUUCUAUCACACUGGGAACCCCAGUCGAGUCACGUUUCGAGACGCAGCGUAUGCAGUCUGACCCCAAGACUGGUUCCAUAACUGCCGGGACCCCGGUCCAUGCGCCACACCAUCUUCCGGAGAAGAGGAACUUCGAUUACUACAAGAGGAGGAGCCCAGGGGGAGCAUACGCAUACUCGGCCGCCCCCAAUCAGCCUCGGCCGCAGUCACCGUCGUUCUCAAACCAGCCGAGUACGGGCGCAGUGUCUCGAGGUCCAUACGGUCACGAGCGGCGGCAGAUCAUGCUGACGGACUUUAUCACGUCGCAGCAGAUGCACGGUGGAGCCAGACGCAGCGAGCAGCCCCAUGCUCAGCACGGACAGCACGCGCAGCACGCGCAGCAUGGACAACUCGUCCAUCGCCGGGACAGGGAUAGCGUGUCCGUCAUACAGAGACAUACACACACGUACUCGCAUCCGCCGCCCGGUCACGAGGCGUUCACGUCUCUAGUGAACGCGGCGUCAGCGGCUCCCGCCCUCCCCGUCCCCCGGAGGGAGGAACCUGCGUCGCCGCCCGUACACCACCAACCGCACCUCCAGCACCACCAGCACCAGCAGCAUCAUCAACAACACGAACAGAUCCGGGGACCCCGGGAAUUUGCUAUGGCGCAAAAAUACGCACAGUACUCAACGGAUAGACGAGCUCCGCCUAGAGACAGUCGGGAGCGCAUGGUGCCUAUCCAAGAACGCCAUUACGUGAUCGAACAGCAUAAUCCACACAACCCUCACGGGCAGCACAACCAGCAGCAGCAGCAACAGCAGCAUCACCAACAUCAACAGCAACAGCAACAGAUGAUGAUUGACAGACACCACUUAAACCAUGGCCAGCAGAACGUAUCCUCGAGCGAGGAGCGUCGGUCGAGUAGUGGCAAUUAUAAUACGACUAACAAGAGGCAGAUACAUCCCAUGGAACGGAAAGAAUGUCGGCCAACUGUGAGUGUUACAAGCGUCCCCAUAAUGAGCACGGUCGUCAGCACACCCACCAGCGUAUGCGUGAGUUCUGGCGUUGGCGCCGGUGUCGGCGUGAGUGCGGGUGUGGGCACAGGCGGGGCCUCAGCGGACCGCGCACGGCCCGGAGACGGCACGCUCACGGCCGCCUCGCUCAUCAACGCCAUUAUCACGCAUCAGAUAAACCAAUCCAGUGAUCAACGGUUUCCACCCAAGAUAAUACGUGAAAAUGAAACUUCUCAGCAGCCAGAGCUCCCGAGAGACCUGCCAAGAGACAUGCCCCGUGAGCUGCCUCGCGAACUGUCCCGGGACAUGCCUCGGGACGGAGAGAGGGAGGAGCCGCCGGGACACACCACUAGCAUCAAACUCGGCGAUCUCGCGUCCAACAUCAUAGUCAGAGACUUCAGCAGCCCGAACACCACUUCACUCAUGCACCAUAAUACCAAUAAUCGUUUUGCCGUGUCGAGUGCCGACUCGUACACCAGCGGCGGAGCUGGUGGAGGAGCGGCCGCCGGUGGAGGACAAGCAGAGGAGUGGAGGAGGGAGGCUCCCAAACACGCUCCAUAUCUGGAGCCAGUGUCGCCUCCAGACAAUCAUCACUCAGGUCGUAGCUCGGCCGGUGGCGGAACUGGCGCCGGCGCAGGCGGUCGUCGGUACAGCGCAGUCGGCGUGGGCGUGGGUGGUGGAGUUCUCACGGCCUACGACUACGUGAAGACUCGCAUCGUGGAGGUGAUGCGGAGUGACUCGGACGAGCGCGCCAAGCCGCUCACCUUCCCCACGGCCUACGCGUACCCGUACUCGGCUCUGAACGUCGCGACGCCCACGGCUCCUCCGCCGGCCCAGGCCUCGGCUCAGUUGGACCCGCCGGCCGUGGCAGUGUCCGUGGGCGGCGGGCAGCCCGAGCCGGCUCCGCUCAUGUCUGCUCAGUACGAGCCGUUGUCGGACGAGGACUGACGUCCCCGAGGCGGAGCGCGCAUGGCGCCCCCGUAGCGCCGUGUACGGCGGUCCGUCAUCCGACGAGCCCGCCCGCCUCCGACCGGUUAAGGAUUUGACGACGACGACGGCGUCUCCGAGGGUCGACGACGAGGAGUGUGUCGUGUGAUCGAGUGUUGUUGUCGUGUGUCGCCGUGGACGUGGACUAAGGACCUGUUAAUAUUGUAUCGUUAUUUAUUUGUUGUUUCGUCUAAUAACGCGGAGGCUCCGUGCGACGUUCCUCUAUAUUCACUAUCGAUGUAGAACCCGAUGCGAGGACUAUUCGGUGUAUUAUAUAAUUGUAAUGUAACAUUUUAAUGUCUGUUCGUUGUGUCGACUACUAUCGUCCACCUCCCCUAUAUUUCUGAGCGUGGUGUCCGGUAUCGGCUUGUCAUGUAAUCCUUGUGUAGGAACACUGCUGCAGCUCGUACCUCUGUCAUUUUCCGUAGCAGCCUGAUGCCAGCGACAUGUAUCUACCCAGUCUUCCAUCACAACACCGGUAGUGUAGGAUCGCCGUGCGACUUCGUCCAUAUCUACCUAAGUACUUGUAAAUUAUGUAUAGUUUGUACAGACGACCGUGCCCGUACAUGUCACUGUUCCCUCGCUCCACGGGCGGCGUCGCCUCUAGCUUUAUGUAAGUUUAUUAUUUCCCGUAGCUUUGCUUCGGAUUUCGCUGUCACACCUUUCACUUGAUUUAGUCUACGCGUAGUUUAAUUUUCAUCGAUCGUUUCGUGUAAAUAUCGCAUCCGUUUGUCUGUGUAUAAAUUUGCCCGCAGCGAAGUCCGGAUCGCGCUCCCGGAUGCCGUAAGAACUGUUAAGACCCUUAUAUAUAGUGUAAACACGAUUUUCGGAUUAUGAAACGAUAAUAUACAUAUUGAUGUAAAAGUGUAUGGUUAUUAUGUAUACAUACUGUGCAUUUGUAAUUAUACUGUUUAGAGUAAUGAUUAUGAUAGAGAUUUUCUUUUUCUAGUUAGGUUGGUCUAUUGGACCGAGUAUAAAUAUUGAACGGAAGCGGGCUAUGAAUGCGUGUGAGUAUGUGCGUGCUAGCGCCUGUUCGUAUGGGUUUGUGUGUAUGUGUGUGUUGUGUGCGUGUAUGUGUAUGCACGUGCAUGCAUGUAUGUAUCAGUCCGUGAAGAGCGCUGCCGUUCGCCUUUGAGCAUUUUGUUUUGUAUUAUUUUGACUGCGUGCGUCUCAAACAUUACCUUAAAAAUAUAUAUAGUAAUAUUGUUAUAAGUAUCGUUUUACACAUUCUUAUUUGUUGCUGGACAUUUUUAAUAUGUUUGAUGUACUAAAAAUGUUUUAAUUUAGUUUAAAAGCAAUUGUUUGAUGGUAGUGGUUAGAUACGCAAGCAGGUGUGAUGUACAUGUUUUCAAAUAUUGUGUAAAAACGACUGAUUAAAUUAAUUUGUCUGAACGUUCGCGCUCGGGGGCGUGCGGCGGCGACUCACUUGUGAUUUCUUUUUAAAGUGUAACGUAUUGUAAGUAGUCGAAACAAAAGAUAAUCCAUGUAAGCCCAAUCGUAAGCGAAAACAAAGUUUUGGGAGGACAGAUCAAUAAAUAAGAUGCAAAUCUA